GCAUCGUCUCGAGUGAUCCUCAUGAGUAAGGGGAUGUAAUUCCUGUCUAGAGAAGAGGAAACUUGUUCAGAAAUGUUCGAAGACAUACGCCCCUGCCCAGCUGUGGCCGCCUACAAGCUGGUGCUGAUCCGGCAUGGAAAGAGUGCCUGGAACCUGGAGAAUCACUUCAGAGACUGGUACGUCGCGGAUCCAAGCCCCGACCGCACGAGGCCAAGCACAGUGGCCAAGCAUCGCAAGAUGCUGGCUAUGAAUUUGCUAUCUGCUUCAGCUCUGUCCAGAAGAGAGCAAUUCGUACCCUUUGAACUGUACUAGAUGCCAUUGACCAGAUGUGGUUGCCUGUAGUGAGGCUUUGGCACCUCAACGAGCAGCACUGUGGAGGGCUGACUGGUCUCAACAAAGCAGAGACAGCUGCUGAGGAUGGUGAGACCCAGGUGAAGAUCUGGCGACGAUCCCAAGACAUCCCACCACCUCCAAUGAAGCCUGACCACCCCUUCUAUGGCAACAACAGCAAGGAGCGUCGCUAUGCAGAUCUGACCGAGGAUCAGGGGCCUUCCUGUGAGAGACUGAAAGAUACCAUUGCCUGGGCUGUACCCUUCUGGAAUGAGGAAAUCAUCCCCCAGAUCAAGGAAGGAAAAUGUAUUCUGAUUGCAGCCCAUGGCAAUAGUCUUGGAGGGAUUGUCAAACAUCUUGAGGGUCUGUCUGAAGAAGCAAUCAUGGAGCUGAAUCUGUCCACUGGCAUUCCCAUUGUGUAUGAGUUGGACAAGACUCUGAAACCCAUCAAGCCCAUGCAGUUCUUCUGGGAUAAAAAGACUGUGAGCAAUGGAGACUGUGGCAGCCCAAGACAAGGCCAAGAAGUGAAAGCAGGAUGCCAGCACAUGCCAGCAGUAACCAGGUCCUUCCCUUCUCACUGUCUCCACCACAUCUUUCCCCACCUGCUCCACACAGUGACCAUCACCUUAGGGAUCACAACACAUAGCUGCAGGUGGGGGACUGAUGGUUCUUUUUCUCAUUUCUUCCUCCCUAUUUCAGACCAAUUGUUUUCUCUCCUGUUGCCCUUCCCCUCAAUCACAUUAGUUAGAAUGUCUCCUGGGUGGUUUUGCUCAGGAAGGACCUGGUUAGGGAUUAGGGACGGGGACAUAGUAUGAAGUGACCAAUGUGAGGAGCUGAAAGAAGCAGUUGGUCCAGUCAUUCCUGUGAGCCACUCCUGCCAGCAAGGCAGUCCUCUCAGUGACUGUUGUAGGAAGCUGUCUAUAACCAAGGUGGUCAUUUAAUGAGUCAUGAAAGUUUUAUUUGAAUGUUUCCUCUCUAAUACAAGAAAAAUGGAUCUGGGAGGUUGUCCUAAUGUUUACUUGUUGCAUUUGCUUUCACAAAAGACCCUUCUAGGCUGGUUAUUAGUGGCUUUUGAAAUUGAACUGUUCCACUUGGUAGUCAGGAGAGAUCUCAAGCCAGGUCAGAGAAGGGAGAGUUCCUUGAUUUUUAAGGGGUGGACAAAAACAUCCCACUGUGUGUUUUAUAGCCCCCUUUGUUCUGUGGCAGUGAAAUGCCCUAGGUCAUGUUGAAAUGGGUCUCAAUGUCCCAUUGCCUUCUACCUCAUGUCCAGCCACCCGGGUCCUCAUCAGCUUUAGCAUAACUAUACUAAUCUGGCCCUUCCCCCGGCCCCCUUUUUUAUGGUUCACUAUACUAAAAGAGUGAAGAGCAAUUUAAAAAAUUGUCUUUACAUGUAUUUGAUAAAAAAUAGAAUACUAGUUUUAAAAGGUAAGUGGUCUGUUCAUGUACUUGGGUCAUUUACACUGGGAAAAUAGAUCUUGCAUUUGAUUUUAGGUGCCAAGUUUUUUACCUGUCAUAUUUGUCAUAAAUAUUUCCAAACCUGUUUUUAUUUUUACUUUAAUUACAUUGUUUUGUUGUAUAAGUUUUUUUUAUUUUUAUGUAAUUGAAAAUAUCUGGUUUCAGAUAAUUUCUUCUAUUUAACACAUUAAAAG
Messenger RNA from Phascolarctos cinereus (koala), 1979 nucleotides. The record is from RefSeq and is a predicted model, not a curated record. Lineage: Eukaryota; Metazoa; Chordata; Mammalia; Diprotodontia; Phascolarctidae.